Messenger RNA from Doryrhamphus excisus (bluestripe pipefish), 1855 nucleotides. The record is from RefSeq and is a predicted model, not a curated record. NCBI's taxonomy places the organism in Eukaryota, Metazoa, Chordata, Actinopteri, Syngnathiformes, Syngnathidae.
CGUGCGGACAUGCGAGUGCAGUGCGGGUGAGCGAUGAGACCCGGGCAUGCGCAGUGUCUGGCUCAGAGCGGUCAUUCGCGCUUCUUGUGUGUCAGUCAGGUAGCGUGUCUUUCAAUCACGCACACGCGCGCUUCACUUGACUGCUGAUUGAUCGGCAGUCGUGCGCGUGAACAGUACCCAUCAUCAUCGUCAUUUGCGAUGAAGACACUCAGACCCCCCCACUUCCUGGAGGGUGGACCGACACUCACUCUCGCAAGUGCGUGUCCACAGCGGAUGGAUGCACCUGCUGUCAGCGUCAGUUUGUCAGCUGAGCAGAUGACAGCUGCUAGUUCCACCUACUCGCUGUGUGCUGUGUGCAACUUGCAACUAACCUCAGCGGCUCAGGCUCAGCUGCACUACAACGCACGCUCACACUUGCGCCGUGUACGCCAGAUGAAGGUGGGCCAGCCGGGGGCACAGGUAGCAGGGGGGCAGUCCAAGCUCCUCCCACAGGCAUCAGGUUGCUGUCAAUCCACACAAGUCCAAGGGUCAGAGCAUAGCGCCCCCCUGUGCUCAACUUCAGGACGUGUGUGUGCGACACUGGCAGGUGCCCUGCCUGGCCUGAUAGGUGGCGCUGGAGGUCCAUCCGUCCUGAUGAAACCCUUUUUGACUUUUCCCAUGGACACCACUGCGCCAGUGGCACUUUUCCCAAACUUCAACACGAUGGACCCCGUGCAGAAGGCCGUCAUCAAUCACACCUUUGGUGUUGCCACGGCGAUCAAGAAGAAACAGGUGAUCACGUGCGGCGUCUGCCAGCUGAGGUUCAACUCUAACUCACAGGCAGAGGCUCACUACCGAGGCAGUCGUCAUGCCAAGAAGAUUAAGUCUCAGGAGAACAAGAGCCAGCUGUCAAUCACUGCACAGACCAAUGGCAACAACUCCAGCGAUUCAGGCUCCGCCCCUCCAAUGACCACCAAUCAACACACAGAUGUCCCCUCCCUAAAUAGCCCCGCUUCCCUAGCCCCCUUCCGCCUCCCCUCCUCUUCCACACCCCUCUCCUCACCCUCCUCCAGCAGAGCGGGAAGUGAGACUCCUCCCACCAGCCCUGCCUCCUCCCUACCUGCAUCCUCUUCCUCCCCUCCAGCCCACACCUCCCCUCCUCCUCCUUCUCCUCCAUCCUCACAGGAAGCUCCGCCCAUCAUAGAGUCCGAGGAGGAGAAGGCAAAGAAGCUUCUUUAUUGUUCUCUUUGCAAAGUGGCUGUCAACUCUCUGUCUCAGCUGCAGGCUCACAAUGCAGGGUCCAAACACAAGACCAUGCUGGAUGCUCGGAGCGGUGCUGGUCUAAUCAAGUCCUACCCUCGACCCGGCACCAAGCUGAAGACCUGCGUCAACUCAGCAGUGAAGGGAUCCGGUCUACAGAACAAAACCUUCCACUGCCAAAUCUGUGAUGUCCAUGUCAACUCUGAGAUACAACUCAAACAGCACAUCACCAGCAGGAGGCACAAGGACCGCGUGGCCGGAAAGCCCAGCAAAGCUAAAUACACUCCUUACAACAAUAAUAACAACAACAUGAGAACACAGCGCAACUCGUUCACGGUGAGUCUUGUUGUCAUAGCUACAUGUCACCUAGCAACACCCCUCAUCUCGUUUCUUUUGUCUCUCGUUACCAUCCAGGAGCUGGCCAAGUCCUCUUUUCUUCCCCCUCCUCCGUUCCCCACUCCACCUGCCUCCCUCUCUACCUCCUCCCCCCUCUCCAUCACCCUCCAGCCUCGCCUUCCCUCCUCCUCACCCCUGGUCACCGCAUCCUUCCUACGUUCGGCGCCAGGACCAAUAAGAACGAACCACUCCUCCAUCCUUUUCACUCCCUACUGACGCU